Amphiprion ocellaris (clown anemonefish) is the source of this 5198-nucleotide messenger RNA. RefSeq names its product LIM domain only 4a (gene lmo4la). The record is from RefSeq and is a predicted model, not a curated record. The coding region runs from base 324 to 830 and encodes 168 amino acids. The transcript has 5 exons. NCBI's taxonomy places the organism in Eukaryota, Metazoa, Chordata, Actinopteri, Pomacentridae.
AGAAAAGCUCCGCCGAGUGUCCGUAGCUCUGACCCGCAGGAAUUAAAGUCCCGCUCGGACCGGUGGAGAGGUGAGCGACUGUCAGAGAGCUGCUGUCCGUCCACGGGUCUAUAGCCACAGCUACAGAGCUCUGUAAAUGGAAACAGAGAGGAGGAGCGGCGUCGUAAUUCUCCGUUUUUUUGCGCUCGGACAAACCGGCGCGGGGAGAAUAUAGCAGCAGAAAAGUUUCAAACAUCUGUGUGUCUUGGACCUGAGCUGAGGGCGACAGCAGCCACCAGCGGCUUUACCAGAAUUCAGUCCAAGUUCACAGCCGUGAGGUUGCUAUGGUGAACAGUAGGGUGGAGGCGCCCACAGUGGCUGUGAUGGGCAGUGCUGGAGGGACAGCAGGCAGGUCGUGUGCAGGAUGUGGAGGGCGAAUCUCAGACCGCUUCCUGCUCUUUUCCAUGGAGCGGUACUGGCACACACGGUGCCUCAAGUGCUCCUGCUGCCAUGCUCAGCUGGGUGAGUACAGCAGCACCUGCUACAGCAAAGGUGGCAUGAUCCUCUGCAAGAACGACUACAUCAGACUGUUUGGACACAGUGGAGCCUGCAGUGCUUGUGGACAGUCUAUACCUGCCAGUGAGAUGGUGAUGCGUGCUCAAGGCAGUGUUUACCACCUUAAGUGUUUCACCUGUGCGACCUGUAGGAACCGCCUCGUCCCAGGUGAUCGCUUCCACUACAUCAAUGGGACUAUCUUCUGUGAACAUGACCGGCCAGGGGGAGGCCUGCUCAGUGGACAUUCUACUCCACUGCAGGCCAACAGCAUGAUGUCUGACCAGAAGGUCUGCUGAGGAAGCAGAUGGAAAACCAAAUGUGUGCCUUCUCCCCCACUUUUCUCCACUGUCUCAUCUUCACCUUCCUCCCCUAGUUGUAAGUCCUGCCAUUGGCUGACCUUCCUCCAUUCUGAUGGACUGUCACUCCAGAAUGUGGACACAUUCACUCCUGCUGCUGGUUUAGAUUUUAUCUUCCCAACAGAAACUAUCUCUUUGAGAAGACUCUGGGGAGUAAAAUUUGGAUCAGUCCAGUGCUCUGUUGGAGGGAUGAGGAUGCUGAGACUGAGUCAAUUCAUACAAUGGACUGCUGUCUAUUGUGAACUGUAGCAAUAUGACUGAUAAGGAUUAGUGUGGCUGAACAAGGAAACUGCCAUGGAAUUAUCUCAUGUCUGUGAUUCCAUUGGAAUCAUCCACUGACUUCACCCAGCCAGCUAGUAACAGUGGACCUUGAAUGAGGACGGAACAUCAAAAGCAGGUUGAUUCCUGCACGAGAUGAAAUGUAUUUUCAAAAAAAAAAAAAAAAAGCAAAAACACAGAUUACACAGUUACUUUAACUGUUUGGGGUUUUUUUGGUUUGAUUAAAAAUUGUAUGGAGUUCUUUCAUUGAUUUCAGCUUUUACGUGUUUCCUUCCACAUUCUAUGAGACAACUGAACCAGAUCAUGUCUGUAUUGAUACGUAAAGAUUAUUACUCUGUGAAAUAUUCAAACAUGUUUGUCAGUGGGUAAGGGAAAGUGAUAGCUGCCUUUUGGUGGUAGUGUUUCUAACACAGAUGAGAGAACAGAGGAUUGAAUUCUUCAUACAAAAUCUGACAACAUCAAAGAACACGCUCAUUUCCUAUCAUAUGAACUAUAGACUUCAAAUUCUUAAAAUUCAUAAAGUGGCCAGAACAAUUAAUUGCCUCUGUGGCAGAAACAAUUAUGCUUUAUCAAACACAGCCCUUUAUUUUUAUUUAACCCAGCUCUCCAGAUUACACAAGCUCAACAUUUCCUUUAUCUUUGUUUUGUCUUGAUAAAUUCAUUGUUUUGUCCAUUUCCACAGCACACGUUCCAUCAGUAAAGCAAACGCCAUGUCGAGCCAUAGACUAUAUAUUAUCUGGGUCUGAAAAGUGAAGCCGACAUGUAAGUGCCUUAAACCAGCAUUCUUACGUACAGCCAGCAGGGGAUGACUGCAGAUUCUAUACACGUCUGUGAGAAAAUUACUGUAAUUCUCUCUUGAUCUGUUACAUCAGUAAACAUUUUCCUAAUGACUUUAUGGUCUCAGUUGCUAGUUUCCAGACUUUUUAAUACAACAUGAUGGUUACUUUGUGAUUUUAUUACAGUCCAUUUUCCAAAAACCAAAAUGGGAAUGGCCAGUUGCAAACUGAAGGUUUCAGAGUAAUUGACAAACCAGUGAGUGACGUCACAGUUACCACUGCCACUGUUUGUGUAAAGUUUAUGUGUCAGACGUUCCACUCUGCCCGUUUCGUUGAACUAUGUAAGUGACCACGACUGAAAUUUGCUACUUUCACAGUUUUAGGACUUUUUUUAUGGGAUGGCUUAACUGACCCCGUUUCCCAAAAACAACUAAACGACCUGCAAUUUUCCCUAACUUAAAGCCUUAAUGCAAUUUAAACAUUUAAGUUCAAUAAAAAAUUCACCCCUGUAUAGUUGUUAUAAACAGGAACAUUAGGUAUAGAGACCAAAACUGUUGUUUGCACAAGGCAGCAAAAGUGUUUAUUUCUUCAGUAAAGUUAAACAUUGUAAAAUGGAGGUUUGUAGGGAUUGACUUGCUUUUGGAAUCAGCUCCAAAUGGAAAUUUAAGGAACUGUAGUUUUUGGCACUUGGCUUCAUUUUUCUGCCCUGGAGGUUAGCACCUGAUUUUGGCACCAAAAUUACUGGGUUAGGUUUUAAAAAAAUAUUGAUUGGGGUAAAAUACACCCUUUCACAAGUUGCUUUAAGCUUCUCUACCUUUUUCUGGGUUAUCAAGAUGAUGAGUCACACCCCAUAUGGUCAAAAAGGAGCAACACAAUUCUACAGUUAUACAAUUUCAUUUAGCAGAUGCUUUUAUCUAAAGCGCAAACAUCUGAGCCUAGAUACAACACAAGCAAGGAUCUAGUCAGGAGAAAACAACCUAGAUAAGAGCCAUGAAACAAGUUCAAGUGUGAUAAUAGGACCGUGGUGCCUACAGGGAAUGCAGAUGUAAUAGGAUUUUUAUCUUUUAUUUUUUCCAGUCAAGUGCAAAGGUGUUCACUGACGAGAUGGGUCUUUAGUCUGUACGUAACGACACCUGGAAAGGAAUACAUUAAAUGUCUGAUAUAUGCUGAUUAGAAACAUAUUUAUGACAUGUCACAAAUAAACAAUGUUAUUACUGGUCCCAGAAAUUAGAGAUACAUGCUAUCAGCAGUAAGUAAACAUUGCUCAAGAGAAUGGCGAAGGUGAAACAACUGGAAUUACUAAGAACAGGAAGACAGUAUUCUGCUAACAAAGAGAAGCUAGGAGCAGUACAGUGGUUUAGAUGACAUGACUGCUGUUGCCCUGAUGAAAUUACUGCUGUGGAAUUGUACAUUAAACUGAAUUUGCCAUCUGAGACAACUUUUUGAGGUAAUUUCUCCCUUCUCAAUGUGCCUUUAUAAGCUACAGCCUUUAUUUGUUUGUGCUGACUGCAUGAUGGAGCAUUAUCGCUUGAGUCAUUAACAAAAGUAUGACUGUCACAAUGAGGAUGGCAUGCAUUUAUAAAACCGUUAAAACAACAGUUUUAAUUCACCGUCAGACUUGCUGCAAAAUGUAAGUCGUAGCUAUUAAAUAACAAGACUGGGCUUAUGUUGGUUCAACCACAGCUUGCAGCCUGAACCAUGUAGCAUGCACUGAUCAAUGGGUAGCAAUAAACAACCCCUGGAAGUUUUAUUCUGCUUGAAUUAAAUACAGUUGAAUUGCAGCAUAAGUCUUAUUGUUUAAUAGCCACAACUGGUAUAUCCCAAACUGCAGUCUUUGUAAUGUGCUAAAUGCAUUGUUUUAAAUUACAGUUUUGAUAUAAAAUCAAAUAAUUGUUCAGCCCUACUCUAUACUUUGAUUUUUGAACAAAUAUCUGCAAAACUCCCUUUGAGUGCAGAUUAGCAGCCAACAUUGACAGGCUACAAUAAAGUGGUGACUGUGAUGAACCCCCAAAUGCUGGGAAAAAUGCAGUUAAUUUGGGCAUAGCAUUGGUCCAGUAGGGCAGAAAACACAAACAUCUAGAUUCAUCAUAACUGCUCAAAACAUUGGCCAUCACACAGCUACUAGCAGCCUUUUUAAAUUUGAAAUAUUUGUAUAAAACAUAGGCUGCACAGUGGAUCUGUGGGUAAAACUGUCACCCACAGCUAGAAGAUCACUGGGUUGCACCCCGGCCUGUCGUCUUUCUGUGUGUAGUUUGCAUGUUCUCCCUGUUGGUUCUCACCGAGUACUCCGGCUUCCUCCCGCAGUCCAAAAACAUGCUGAGGUUAACUGGUGAUUCUAAAUUGUCCGACCAGCCGUCCCCCCCACACCCCCAAAGAACGUCAAGGAUAUCCUUCCCUCUCAUUGACUUUUCUUUAUUGUGAACCAUGAUGUACUUUCAACAUGUUCCAGACAUCAUGAACACAUUCAGGCUUUGUACGUUGAUUGUAAUUGAGUUUGGAAAGAUUAUUCUAAGAGAUUUAACAUCAGUGACUCAUACUGUACACUCUAAAUGUUUAUUCCAGAAAUGUUCUAGUUUUUACUCUUUAAGCUGAUCUGUUCACAGUUAUGAAGGAAGACUGGGAUGAUGUGUUUUAAGUGCACAAAAUGUGUUGUAUUUUACAGUGUUUGAAUCAUGUUUUCUGUGUUUACUUUUUGUUUUAUCUAAACUGUAUGUGGAAACAAAAUAAGUCCACUCAGAAGAACUAAUUUAGCCAUUCAUCUGUGUCUCACAUGUGAUGUGUGUCUGACUGUGAUGAGCAUGAUUGGGCUAAAGCUACAGUAAGCAUGUGGCAUAGAGCUAGAGAUAGCGGCUUCAGACUGAGGAGUAAGUAAGAAAUGCUUGUGGUUCUCAGACAAACAUGGCUGAUUACCCACAGGAAUGGGAUUUCAAAGGCCUGAGCCCAGGCCAUUACAGAAGCAAUUAAAGUGGGAUGCGCUGGAGGCCGACAUGGGCUUUAGCUGCACUCCAGUGUUGCAGCCUAAUGAGGCCUAAUCUGGUGAGCUGGUCUAAUUAAAAGGGAGGGAGCUUUUUCCUGUGGGCCCAUGCAGCCAGCAGUUUGUGCUCUCCAUUGCUGUCUAAGGCAAACAAAAAAAACAAAACAAAAAAAAAGCACAAGACAGAAUAUAUGCAUUGUUUUCAACAAUAAAAUGUUCAUUUUCGUCUAUUCUCUGUACCUUCAAAUUAAAACAUGUCGCUUGACAUUUUUAACAUGA